This is a messenger RNA of Schizophyllum commune H4-8, 1772 nucleotides long. RefSeq lists its product as uncharacterized. The coding region runs from base 15 to 1700 and encodes 561 amino acids. The record is from RefSeq and is a predicted model, not a curated record. Gene Ontology annotation, molecular function: acetyl-CoA transmembrane transporter activity. NCBI's taxonomy places the organism in Eukaryota, Fungi, Basidiomycota, Agaricomycetes, Agaricales, Schizophyllaceae. The transcript is spliced from 13 exons. Gene Ontology annotation, cellular component: membrane.
CCCCGCUCUUUCGUAUGUCUACCCGCCGCAAGAAGGCCGCCGGGAAGUCCUCCAAGAAGAGCUCCCGCACAAAUCUUCGCGACCAGAAUAGCACGGAUCGCAUGAACGACGGUCUCGUGGGCGUAUCCUCCUCCGUGCCCCGCAGUGCUGGGCUCCGCGAGCGGGGCAGCCUCGAGAAUGGCGACGACGAUCUCGAGAUGAGCUUGCUGUCUGAGGAGGACAGGAGAGAAGACGGGGGAUACCACGGCGAAGGGGACGUCACCCCGACGCAUUCGAAGCCCAUGUCUGCGGAGGAUAAACGCAGUAUGGCAUUGUUGUGUGUGUUAUACUUGAUCCAAGGUGUCCCUUUAGGCCUUGCCUUGGGCUCCGUACCAUUCCUUCUCAAAGAUCACCUCUCCUACUCGCAACUCGCGACCUUCUCUCUCUCCAGCUACCCUUAUUCCCUCAAGCUCCUAUGGUCCCCCAUAGUCGACGCCGUAUUCGUCCCCUCAAUAGGCCGCCGGAAGUCCUGGAUCGUCCCCAUGCAGAUGAUCGUCGGCACCCUCAUGCUCUACAUCUCCCUCAACGUACAGCGACUAAUGGAAGACCCCGCAAAUCACGUCGGCGAGCUCACCUUCGUUUGGACAUCCCUCGUUUUCCUGUCCGCCACGCAAGAUAUCGCAGUCGACGGUUGGGCGCUUACCCUCCUCUCGCACGACUCCCUAUCGUACGCGUCGACGUGUCAGACGAUCGGCCUCAACACCGGCUAUUUCGCUUCCUUCACCGUUUUCCUUGCGUUUAACAGCGUGGACUUCGUGAAUAAGUGGGGAUUGCCGCAAUUGACGCUCGAUGUGUACUUGAAGUUCUGGAGUCUCGUCUGCUACCUCGUGACGCUAUGGCUUCUGUUCUUCAAGAAGGAGGACAAGGAAGUCGUCACCGAAGCCGACAUGAGCAUCACCGGCGUCUACAAAACCAUCUGGGACAUCUGCAAACUUAAGCACGUCCAACAACUCAUCUUCCUCCACUUCUUUGCCAAACUCGGCUUCGCCGCCAACGAAGCCGCCACCUCCCUGAAAAUGGUCGAGAAGGGCUUCAAGCGCGAGGACCUCGCCGUCGCCGUCCUCAUCGACUUCCCCUUCCAGAUGAUCGGCGGCUGGUACGCGGCGAAGUGGUCCCGCGGGCCCACGCCGCUCAAGCCGUGGAUCAUCGCCUACUGGCCAAGGCUGCUGUUUUGCCUGGUGGCGACGCUGACGGUGUAUUGGUUCCCGGAGCCGCCGAUUAGCGGCGCGUUCUUUGCGUUUUUGAUAUUUUCGACGGUCGCGGGGUCGUUGGCUUCGACGGUGCAGUUUGUGGGUAUUUCGGCGUUCCAUACGCGGGUGUCGGACCCAUUGAUUGGUGGCACGUAUAUGACGCUGCUCAACACGUUCACUAACCUGGGCGGCACUUGGCCAAAGUACUUUGUGUUGAAGGGUAUCGACAUGUUCAGCGUCUCGACGUGCAGGGUGGACGAUCUUGCUGUCGAAGCCGUAGAGUGCGUCUCCGACCAUGGAAAAGCCCAUUGCGCCGACAUCGGGGGCCAGUGCAUCACGGAAAAAGAUGGCUACUACACUCUGUCGGCGUUGUGUAUGGCCUUUGGUGUGAUCUUCCUGAUCGCGUAUAUCAUACCCACUGCGCGCAGACUGCAAGCCCUCCCGACGCACGUCUGGCGCAUAAAAUUGUAAACUUGGUAGGGAGUGUUGUACAUAGAUCACCGUAAUCAGGAUAAUUUAAUGCAAGGGGUGUAUUGCGCAUAC